Molecule: messenger RNA, 878 nt
Organism: Panicum virgatum (switchgrass)
Lineage: Eukaryota; Viridiplantae; Streptophyta; Magnoliopsida; Poales; Poaceae
Product: iron-sulfur cluster assembly protein 1-like
Exons: 3
Coding region: 100-609 (169 amino acids)
Biological process (GO): iron-sulfur cluster assembly; intracellular iron ion homeostasis
Cellular component (GO): mitochondrial matrix; cytoplasm
Molecular function (GO): ferrous iron binding; 2 iron, 2 sulfur cluster binding
Source: RefSeq, a predicted model, not a curated record
UCGCAAGACACGAAGAACCCGAAGCCAAACGGGACAAAGAGGCAGGAAACGAGAGGGGAAUUCCAGAGACGCCUCAUCUCAGGUCCAAACUUAUCGGCGAUGAUGCUGCGCGCGGCGGGCAAGAGGCUCCUCGGCGCCGCGUCCGGCGUCACAGGCGGCGAGGCGGCGCCGGCGCCGGCGGUGGCGGCUGCGGGCGCGGCGAGGCGGGGCUACCACGAGCGGGUCGUGGAUCACUACAACAACCCGCGCAACGUUGGGUCCUUCGACAAGGACGACGCGGACGUCGGCACGGGGAUCGUCGGCGCGCCGGCGUGCGGGGACGUCAUGAAGCUGCAGAUCCGUGUCGACGAGGGGUCCGGCAAGAUCGUCGACGCGCGCUUCAAGACCUUCGGGUGCGGCUCCGCCAUCGCGUCCUCCUCCGUCGCUACUGAGUGGGUUAAGGGCAAGCAAAUGGAGGAGGUAGUCGCAAUCAAGAACACUGAAAUUGCAAAGCACCUAUCUCUUCCACCGGUGAAGCUCCACUGCAGCAUGCUCGCUGAGGAUGCGAUCAAAGCCGCCGUGAAGGACUACGAAGCAAAGAAGGGGAAGCUGGCCAAGGCAGACGAGUAGGAACACCCCACAAGAGCGCGGCCACCUCUAGAUGACUAGCUCUGGCUGGCAGAGUACUUUGCAACGAGAGCAUGUACAUAAACAAGAAAGGGAUGAUGUUUGGUUGGUUUCACCAAAAUAAGUGAACUUUAUGUCGUGCAACGGCAGGGUAGUGUCGUAGUGAUACAAUUGUACCUCUUGUAACCUGUAUUGUACUGCGUGAGCUUCACAUAUGUGCUAAAUUAGUAAUUAUCUUCCCAGCUACGUAUAUAUUUUAUUACCUUUUUUUU